Molecule: messenger RNA, 2041 nt
Organism: Seminavis robusta
Lineage: Eukaryota; Bacillariophyta; Bacillariophyceae; Naviculales; Naviculaceae
Source: the annotation of a GenBank genome assembly
GCCUCCAAACCAGUGUGGUACCGGUCGCAUCCCAGCGCUAUCUUUGCUGGGCCAGUUCGCUGAUGUUGUGAUGCAGUAUGUGAUGUGAUCUGAUCUCAUUAAUUUCCAAAUUUGGCAACCACUUCCCAUACCGAACCAACAAGGUGAUCGUUACCUCUUAGCUUAGCAAACAAUCAAUCAAUCAAUCAAUCUGACACGAUGGAACACCUGAUGCUGAUAUCUCAAACUUCCUACUUCUCUCAUCCUGGCAUGGGCAACGUCUACCGACAUGACGACAAGAAGCACCAUCCCUUCGCCAAUAAUAACAACAACACCGUGAGUAACAAGGAGUCCUUCACACAGCCAUUAACAGGUGCGAAUGCCAUUGUUGUUAUCAACAACCACAACAAGCAACACAACAACCACAACCAUACCCAUGAUAAUACCACCAGUGGAUCCGAUGUUGCCAGCAAACAACAACUCGCCCUUCGGCGAUCCGUCACUGCCACCAACACGGAGGAGGACCAUGGUACCCCCAGCGUCCCAUUGACUCCAACACCCACAUUUGAUAGCGCCGCCAGUAUCAAGGAAACCCGGCCUGCCUUUGUGGUGCUACCGAAGGAUGUGGCCGAUGAUUUGGUGACCAAGACACGGAAACGCGUCGAACACACACUUCUCAAAUCGGGCUUUCUCGCGUCGGCAUCCUCCGAGUUUGCCAUGAGAAAGACCCCACGCUACAAUGAAGAACAAGUCAUUCGUGGAGACUUGCUCGGACAAGGAGGCUUUGCGUCCGUCUAUGCCGUCGACAUUGUUGCCAACAGCAGUAACAACAACAACAACCAGUACGUGGUCAAACACUUGAAUUCCAAACUCUACGACAGCAGCAGCAGCAGCAGCAACAACAACCGCAAACUCCACUUGGGCGCCAAGGACAUUUGCCUGGAGACACGCAUCUUGGCAACUCUGAAUCACCCAAACAUUAUCUCGUUGGAGGGGAUCUCAUCCGGUGGACUACAGAACUUUGCCACAACGCAACGGACCGAUUCCUACUUUAUGGUAUUGCCACGAUUGUCUUGUACAUUGUCGGACAAGAUUUCCGCUUGGAAACGACAACGUCUCUACGAUCAACAACAACAACAACAACAAACACCAACAUCAAUUCGUCGUCGCUGGUGGCGGAAACUGGAUGCAUCCUCCUUGACGCCACAAGAGCAACAGGACGUCCAAUUCUUGUGCGAACGAUUGCAAAUCGUCAUGGAUCUCUGCAAGGCACUCGAGUACCUUCAUGAACGAAGAAUCAUGCAUCGAGACAUUAAGCCUCCCAAUAUUGGCUUUGACAAAGACGGUUGUCUCAAACUUUUUGACUUUGGAUUGGCCAAGGAAAUGCCACUUCCGGAAUCCAACAACGCCGCCAACAGUAAUUCCUUUCUCGGCAGUUUUGCUCCACGAACUCCCGCCGGUGCAUGCUUGGGAAACACGGGCACCACCCGGUACAUGGCGCCCGAAAUCAUCCGCAAAGAACCAUACACCACCAAAGUCGAUGUCUAUGCCGCCAGCAUUGUCUGCUGGGAAGUCAUGACACUCCUCAAACCCUACGGAAGCGAUACCAGUGGACAAUUCGUCAAGGAAUGCGUCGCUCUCUACGAUGAUCGGCCCACCAUUCCCUCUGGUAGUCGCCUCGUCACAACCAAUAGCAAUAACAACAAGCUCACUGCGUGGCCCAAGGCACUCAAAAAGUUGAUCCAACAAGGAUGGAUCAAGGAUCAAUCGUCUCGAUUGACCGCCGGGGAAAUGAAGCAAGGAUUGAAACUAAUCAUUGACAAGAAAAAGAGACUCUUGUCCGACAUGGAAGCAGCAACAACAACCACAACUGAAGCAGAUGUCUCUGUGUCUUCUCCUCCACCACCACAGGAGCUCCCACAGCAAGACCAAGAGCACUCGUUCUCUGUAGAGAAUGAAAUUCUGCUGUAGAGCAUUUUUAAGAAUGGCUCUCCCAGCCAGUGCUGCAGCAGUGUUUUCUAAAACGUGAACCUAAUAGUGUAAACUAACUAUGAUUUCCUCU